AUGCACGCCGCCCUAGCAAGAAGAGGCAUCCGCGUCGACCAGGGCUGGGUCGACGCGGCGGCGCGCGCCGGCGCCACGACCGAAGAACAGGUCUUCGUCCAGUUCCUGGCGCACGAUCUGAGAAAGGCGGCGACGGCGGCGACGCUGCCGCGGCCGCUCGGCGACACGCUGGGAGGCGCCUGGGUCCUGCAGGUCGAGGCCGUGGCCGACGUCGGCGAGCCAGCGCCGCGCCACGCGAAGACGGUCAAGGCGCUGCUCACGGACGGGGUGGUCGACGUCGGCGCGGUCUGCCAGGGCUGGGUCGACCGCCUCGAGCUGGGGGCAAAGAUAUUUGUCAAGGACGCGCCGGUGCAGCGCGGCGUCGUGCUGCUGCGGCCGGACAACUGCCGCGUGCUCGACUGCCUGGGCCACGUCAAGGCGGAGGCCCUCGCGGCGCGGGCCGCGGCCGCGGCGGCCCCGCCGGCGGCCGCGCCGGCCGCGCCCGCGGCGCCGCGCGGGCCGCCCGCGCCGCGCGUUGCGCCGGCGCCUCGCCCACCGGCGCCGCGCCCACCGGUGCCGGCGCGCCCGAGCCCGCGGCCGCCGGUGCCCGCGCCGCGCGCGGCCCCGGUGCCACCGCGGCCGCAACCACCAAGGCCGCAACCACCAAGGCCGCAACCGCCGCGGCCGCAGCCCCCAAAAGCCGCGCGCCCGAAGCCGGCGAUCCGGCCGCCCUCCCCCAAACGCCAGCGGAGCUUCGGCGAGCUCCUGACGCUCGCCCAGAUCCCCACGCUGACGCCGCCCUGGACGGCGCGCGUCCAGUGCUACGUCGAGACGAUGCGCAAGUGGGGCUUCUCCGCGGCCGAGGGCCGCUUCGUGCUGCGCGUGCGGCUCCGCGACCCGUCGGGAAGGGUGGAUGCGGACUUCGCCGAGGCCGAGCUCGCGCGGCUGCUCGGCGGGCCAUCGCGCGAGUUGAGGGAGGUGGACGCGGGCGAGAAGGCCGCGCGCGAGGCGGCGCUCCAGACGGCCAUCGCGGGCUACGAGGGCGUCCUGACGCUGCGCGCCGGCGCCGCGCGGCCCGAGAUCGCGAAGCGCGAGGCCCUCGAGGACCUCGACCCCGCGGCGCUCGCGGCGCUCCAGCGCGCCGUGUCGCAGAUGUCCCAGCGCUAG
Messenger RNA from Pelagomonas calceolata, 1146 nucleotides. NCBI's taxonomy places the organism in Eukaryota, Pelagophyceae, Pelagomonadales, Pelagomonadaceae. The record is from the annotation of a GenBank genome assembly.